This is a messenger RNA of Zasmidium cellare ATCC 36951, 834 nucleotides long. RefSeq lists its product as uncharacterized. NCBI's taxonomy places the organism in Eukaryota, Fungi, Ascomycota, Dothideomycetes, Mycosphaerellales, Mycosphaerellaceae. The record is from RefSeq and is a predicted model, not a curated record. The transcript has a single exon. The coding region runs from base 1 to 834 and encodes 277 amino acids.
AUGGAUUCCCGAUCACAACAGAGGACCGUCUCUGGAUCUUCUUCAGACUACGAAAAGGAAUGUGGGACUCUAUCUCCAAGAUCAUCUACCUCGAGAGCAACACCGCCGCCAUUUCGACCACAUCCUGAAGCAUCAUCGCCUCCAAAGACAAUCGUGCUUGGACUUUGGCCUGGAGCACGAAGUGAGCAGAUCGAAUACUACGCUGGAGGCUACGCAUCUCUUUAUCCGUCCACAAAAGUCGUCUUACUCCAUCAUUCGAGGACCUCACCACGACAUGUCGAAAAUGCUCUGACAGAGCUUACUGGAGACCAAGAAAAGCUCUCCAUACAGAGCAGUCAAGACACUCUCAUCCACCUGUUUGGCGACGAUGCCGCAUCGCAGAUUUGUCGACUACUAAGGGCCUAUCGAGCACGAAUAGAGCAACCCCUAGGCGUAAAAGCAAUCGUCCUGGAUUCCGUCCCAGUCGUCAUCGCACCCAACCUCUCAACACUGAUCGCCUCGCCCCAACGCCUCCUAAUCUUCAUCUACCUCACCAUAAUCGCCAUAAUCUGGCGCCUAGCCUCAGUCCUCACCCUCUGGUUCUCCGAACCCCUCAGCAGCCACGUCCAACGGGAUCUCCACGAUCCCCAACUCCUCCCCGCAGACGCGAGGAAAUGCUAUAUUUUUCCUGAAAGAGAUAUCAUGUUUGCGUGGGAUCGCCCGAGUCAUGCAGAGGAGGUCUGUGAGCGGCAGGAUUUUGAGGUCAAGCGCAGGAGGGUGGAUGGGAGGGAGAGGUGGACGGGGGAUCAGGAGAGGUAUUGGUUGGGGAUUGAGAAUGCUUGGGAGGGGCGGUGA